GACGUUCUUUUGCAUCGCGCACAUUCCGUCGUCAUCCAUCAGCGUAAACAUUGCAUUUUCAUUCAUCUUCGCAGUGCUUUGAAACUGGUUUGAAUGAUUUCCGAGUGAUAGGGAAAUUCCCGUGUCGUAGGUUAUCUCCGUGGUCUCUAAAAUAUGCUAAAGCAUUUGCUGUACUACAUUUGCUUCACGGCGAUUGCCACAGUUGCCGAACAAGCAGACGUCUGGAAGGGUAAAUGGUUUCCCAAUGAUGUGAGGGAAGCCCCGUCCGGUGCGGCAAUCCAGCAAGAUGAACACGGUCGGAUAUUGAUGGGCGUCCAGAAUCCGGACUGCGACGAUGCCAAGCGAAACCUGUCGACGGAUUUCGACCCGUACGACGUCCGCCAUUCGACAGUGUAUUUGUGUUUGGAUAACAGGCACGACUAUCGGGGCGACUACAAUAUGGAACCGCUGAUAACGCUGUACGACAUUCCGGACUCGUACGUGGCUAUUCACAAGUGCAUGAACACGAGCAUUGAGUACGACGAGCGGAUUCCAACUUUUGGAACUCACCGCCCACUGUGGCCACGGUACGGUGAAUACAAAUACGUCCCAACGCAACGCUGGCUGCACAACGCCGAACACGGUGCAAUCAUUGCCCUGUAUCAUCCCUGUGCGAACAAGGAUCAAGUCGAACAGUUGAAACGCAUCGUCAAGAGUUGCCUGUACCGGCACGUAAUCACUCCAUCCGUGCUGCCGUCCAAGGAUCGCCCGUUCGCGCUAGUGGCCUGGGGUGCACUGUUGGAGUUUUCCGUGCUGCAGCGGGAGGUGCUGGAGGACUUCAUCCGGGAGCAUGCGUUGAAAGGUCCGGAACAAACGGCUCGCGAUGGCCAGUAUGACCAUUUGCUGUUGGCACCGGCUGAGGUCGUUUCCACCCAGGACGACGCCGAGCUCUGUCCCAAGCUGCAGCAUCGACGAAGGGACUGAGAGUAAGUUGCAACGAUUUCCUACAAAUUAGAGAAAUGAGUCGCCGAUUUCAGUGUUUUUGGAUGGUCGCAUAGAAUGCAUCCGUGAACUUUUUCAAUUUUUACCAAUACCGUCAAUUUUCAUCGAAAUCCUACCGCUGAAUUCGGGGAGUCGUUUUUAGUGUGAUAUCCGAACUAUAUACGACAACCAACUUUUGCCAUUUUUUGUUAAGCAAUAAUAUUCCAGAAUCUUUUGAAAGUCAUUUUAAACGUACUACACUAUUAUGGUAGCUUUUAUAACACAAGAAGACGAAUAGCUAAUAUUAUGAUGUAGGGUGGGGCGGGGCAAGAUGAGUCACCUAAGGAUGGAUCACCAUAACUUUGUAAAUACAAAUCGUAUUGGUUUGUAUUCGUCCGCUACUCUUUAUUACACUAGUUAGCUAUGCUAAAAGUCGAUAAAAAGUUCAUUAAAUACAAAAUAUGACGUUAGACAAGCAAUUUUAAAAAGUGAUCGAUUUUGCACCGUGAAAAAAGUGCGGGGCAAGAUGGGUCACCUUUUAAGUAAUUCACAUUUUCUCAACGAAAAACGUCAAAAUAUGAGAUUUGUUCGGCAUUCAUAUAUGCUCCAUAUCCAUACUGAGUAAACAAGAGCUACUAGUGAACAUUUUAUCAAUUUAUUUGGAAUAUAAAAAACUUUACGAUUUCAGUGGUCCUAAGGCGACUUGAAAAUCGAUGUUUUCACUAAAAAAAUAUCAUAAUUUUAUGUUAUAAUUUUGAGCGUUCAUUCUGCUUGAUUGAAGUCGUUUAUGAGAUAGUCUUGUAAUAAAAAAUAAAUAACUUUGGAAUGCUCCAAAAAUACGUUCAAAAUUGAAGGUGACCCAUCUUGCCCCGCGACCGUUUAUAUGGGGAUUAUAUGGAAUGCAUCGCAUAAGAAAAAUGGCUAAAAACCAUUUUAUUUUUUAAUUCCAAUGAGAGUGAAUAAUUUUUCAAUCAAUGCUCCAAACUUUUGUAUAUUCAUGCUGGUCAUCUAACAAAAUUAUUAACAUAAUCAAAACAUAAGUAAUGCGCCCGAAAAUGGCACUGACCCAUCUUGCCCCGCGACCCAUCUUGCCCCGCCCCACCCUACUAUGGUCAAUGAUUGUUCGGUGUAUGUGACCAAUGUUGUGUGUGUACUUGUUUCAAACUUGUAUCAGAAUACAUAACCACAGAAACCUAUAUCUGUUUGUUAAGAUUUUUGAAUAUUCGUGUAUCCAUGAUAAAGCUUUUGUGUGGAAACAUUUUUGAAUGUAGGUUUUAUCGUUCUUUUCCAUCGUAAACGGAAACAAAAGACUAUACAAUAUAUUGUGCAUAUUAAUAUAGAAGAUAUACAAAAUA
This is a messenger RNA of Aedes albopictus (Asian tiger mosquito), 2315 nucleotides long. RefSeq lists its product as uncharacterized. The record is from RefSeq and is a predicted model, not a curated record. The transcript has 3 exons. Lineage: Eukaryota; Metazoa; Arthropoda; Insecta; Diptera; Culicidae. Gene Ontology annotation, cellular component: cytoplasm. Bases 154 to 963 code for a protein of 269 amino acids.